Rattus rattus (black rat) is the source of this 5238-nucleotide messenger RNA. RefSeq names its product CD44 molecule (Indian blood group) (gene Cd44). The record is from RefSeq and is a predicted model, not a curated record. The coding region runs from base 172 to 2514 and encodes 780 amino acids. Gene Ontology annotation, molecular function: hyaluronic acid binding; cytokine receptor activity. The transcript has 19 exons. Gene Ontology annotation, cellular component: basolateral plasma membrane; macrophage migration inhibitory factor receptor complex; plasma membrane. Gene Ontology annotation, biological process: inflammatory response; positive regulation of ERK1 and ERK2 cascade; cell adhesion. NCBI's taxonomy places the organism in Eukaryota, Metazoa, Chordata, Mammalia, Rodentia, Muridae.
CCUCUUAGGUCACUCUUUCAAAGCCUGGAAUAAAAACCACGGCCAACUUCCGAGGCGGUCUCAUUGCCCAGCAGCCCCCAGCCAGUGACAGGUUCCAUUCACCCUCUUUGCCCCUUUCCCCGCGACCCUUUUCCAGAGGCUACUAGAUCCUUCGGUUUCAUCCUGCACAUCAUGGACAAGGGUUGGUGGCACACAGCUUGGGGACUACUUUGCCUCUUACAGUUGAGCCUGGCACAGCAGCAGCAGAUCGAUUUGAAUAUAACCUGCCGUUACGCAGGUGUAUUCCAUGUGGAGAAAAAUGGCCGCUACAGUAUCUCCAGGACUGAAGCAGCUGACCUUUGCGAGGCUUUCAAUACCACCUUGCCCACCAUGGCUCAGAUGGAGUUAGCCCUGAGCAAGGGGUUUGAAACAUGCAGGUAUGGGUUCAUAGAAGGACACGUGGUAAUCCCGAGGAUCCACCCCAACGCUAUCUGUGCAGCCAACAACACAGGAGUGUAUAUCCUCCUCGCAUCCAACACCUCCCACUAUGACACAUAUUGCUUCAAUGCCUCAGCUCCUCUUGAAGAAGACUGUACAUCAGUCACAGACCUACCCAAUUCCUUCGAUGGACCAGUUACCAUAACUAUUGUCAACCGUGAUGGCACCCGCUACAGCAAGAAGGGCGAGUAUAGAACGCACCAAGAAGACAUCGAUGCCUCAAACAUUAUAGAUGAUGAUGUCAGCAGCGGAUCCACCAUUGAGAAGAGCACCCCAGAAGGCUACAUUUUGCACACCGACCUUCCCACUUCACAGCCUACUGGAGACCGGGAUGACGCCUUCUUUAUUGGGAGCACCCUGGCCACCAUUGCCUCAACUGUGUACUCAAAAAGCCAUGCAACAGCUCAGAAACAAAAUAACUGGAUAUGGUCUUGGUUUGGUAAUUCACAAUCCACAACUCAGACUCAGGAGCCCACAACGACAGCAACUACAGCCUUGAUGACUACCCCUGAAACACCACCCAAGAGGCAAGAAGCCCAGAACUGGUUUUCAUGGUUUUUUCAACCAUCAGAGUCCAAGAGUCAUCUUCAUACAACAACGAAGAUGCCUGGUACGGAGUCAAAUACCAACCCAACAGGCUGGGAGCCAAAUGAGGAAAACGAAGAUGAAACAGACAAAUACCCCAGUUUUUCUGGAUCAGGCAUUGAUGAUGAUGAAGAUUUUAUCUCCAGCACCAUUGCAACUACUCCAUGGGUUUCUGCCCAUACAAAACAGAACCAGGAACGGACCCAGUGGAAGCCAAUCCAUUCAAACCCAGAAGUGCUACUUCAGACAACCACCAGGAUGACUGAUAUAGACAGAAACAGCACCAGUGCUCAUGGAGAAAACUGGACCCAGGAACCACAGCCUCCUUUCAAUAACCAUGAGUAUCAGGAUGAAGAGGAGACCCCACAUUCUACAAGCACAACCUGGGCAGCUCCUAAUAGCACAGCAGAAGAAACAGCUACCCAGCAGGAGAAGUGGUUUGAGAAUGAAUGGCAGGGGAAGAACCCACCCACCCCAAGUGAAGACUCCCAUGUGACAGAAGGGACAACUGCCUCAGCCCACAACAACCAUCCAAGUCAAAGAAUGACAACACAGAGUCAAGAGGACGUUUCAUGGACCGAUUUCUUCGACCCAAUCUCACAUCCAAUGGGACAAGGUCAUCAAACAGAAAGCAAGGAUACAGACUCCAGUCAUAGUACAACCCUUCAGCCUACUGCGGCUCCAAAUACCCAUUUGGUGGAAGACUUGAACAGGACAGGACCACUUUCAGCGACAACUCCACAGAGUCAUUCUCAGAACUUCUCUACAUUACCUGGAGAGCUGGAAGAAGACGAAGACCAUCCAACAACUUCUGUUCUGCCAUCUAGCACUAAGAGUGGUGCAAGAAGAGGUGGAAGUCUUCCCAGAGAUACAACUACUUCACUGGAAGGCUACACCCCUCAAUAUCCAGACACAAUGGAAAACAGGACUCUCUUCCCAGUGACCCCUGCUAAGACUGAGGUCUUUGGAGAAACUGAAGGGACUGUUGCUACUGACUCCAACUUUAAUGUGGAUGACUCCUUACCAGGUGAUGGAGACUCAUCCAUGGACCCCAGGGGUGGUUCCGACAUGGUGACUCAUGGAUCCGAAUUAGCUGGACACUCAAGUGGGAAUCAAGACAGUGGAGUGACCACAACUUCUGGUCCUGCGAGGAGACCUCAGAUUCCAGAGUGGCUUAUCAUCUUGGCAUCCCUCCUGGCGCUGGCUCUGAUUCUUGCCGUCUGCAUUGCUGUCAACAGUAGGAGAAGGUGUGGGCAGAAGAAGAAGCUGGUGAUCAACAGUGGCAAUGGAACAGUGGAAGACAGGAAACCAAGUGAACUCAACGGGGAGGCCAGCAAGUCUCAGGAAAUGGUGCAUUUGGUGAACAAGGAACCAACAGAGACUCCGGACCAGUUUAUGACAGCUGAUGAGACCCGGAAUCUGCAGAGUGUGGAUAUGAAGAUUGGAGUGUAGUGCCUAUGCCACUAACUUGAAAAGACACAACAAUUGGAGACAUGUCAUUACUGGGAGCUGGGACCCUUAACAGAUGCAAUGUGCUACUGAUUAUUUUUAUUGGGGAUUAUUUUGGGCAUAAAAUUUCCUUUUUUUGUUUUUUAAAAGUUUGUUUUUCAAUUUAUGAAAAUAGCAUUGCUUUCUGAAAUGAGGGUCUCUUCCAGUUCCUCCUUAGAGGCCUUGCAUUAUCAGGGUAUGCUACCAUAGGCUUCUACCAAAUGAAUACUCUUGGUCCCGAUUGAACCCAAAGUCCCAGGUAACAUCCACCAGCUAAGGAUUUUCCCCAGAACUUAGAGAGAUUGGCCUCUGGGAGGAAAUUUGAAUGGGUCCAUAUUGCCUCCCAGCAGUCCAAUCUGUAGGCAUUGCUUUGCAGUGGAUGGGAGAUCAGAUGUACUGGUUACACACUCUCUUUAUAGACUCCCUUCUGCUGGAAAAUUUCCACAUUCUUCUGAGAGAUCCCCAAAGGGUGACGCUAUUUAUCUUUAGUAAGCUAUUUAUCUUUGUUUUUGAAAUAUCAAACCCUGGAGGUCCUUUUUUCAGUAUGACUUUUUUUAUUUUGUUUUGUUUUGUUUUUUUAGGUUACUUUGUCAGAAGCAUAACAGGGUAUAAGUUGAUUCAUAAUAAAUACCUGUCCAUCUUCCAUCUUGACCUGUUGUGCUGUGAUCCUUCAGUUUCUAAAUCAGCAAGGUCUGAGUCUUUGUAGCACAUCAAUGUGACCUUAGUAUGGUCCUCCUAAACUCAUGUUAGAGCAUCCGUGCCCUGCUUGGGUUCACCCAGCUGAAUCUCAGAAGAUCAAGGACAGGAGCACUGUUUUCAUUCUAGGGCUAUCAAAGAGGUUUCUCUCCUGUUCAAGAAUCUGAAUUGGGAGUAGGAGAGCUUCAGUCCCUUUUGUGUUUUGAUAACCACCCAUUUCUCUUUCUUAAAGGGCACAUUAAGUUUUUAUAUCUUACAACAUUUGCGGUCCUGUUUCAUAGACACUGAUCUUAUUGGCACUUUCACAAAACAGUGUGGAGGGGACUUCUGACACCUUAUAGUAAAAGGAGAAGCCAACAGAAAUGAAAGUGUGGGCAGAGAGCAGUAGAUUGGCAUGAGGAGGCGUGAUGUACCACCCCCAGACCACUCUUUCCAUCGCCACAUUUGUUGAUGCUUUCGCAAGCCAGUUGGUACUUGGAAUCAGUUCCCCAGGGAAUCCUUCAAAAAGCCAUAAGAAUGCCCACCCCUGGAGUCUUACCACCACCAGAUGAGCAGGUCUAUGGUUUAGCAAAAGGAGAAUGCUGUCACCCUCUGACCUCAUAGUUUUCACAUACUGGGCAAGUGUUCAUCUGUCAGGAUGCCCCAUUGCUCCUAGGUCUUCCCAGGUACCUUGUAGAAGAACUUAAAUCUAUAAAAUAAGGCUUUCUCUAAAAUGGAACUUCCUUUCUAAGGCUCCAUUUUUACUGUUGACUAAAUUUAUAUGUUUAAUAGUUUUUUUUUUCAAAUAAAAACAAACACAAAAAAGGAGAAAAUGUUCCCACCUGAAUCAGGUUUGAGUGGAUGCGAAGGCUUUGUUUAAAGGAGAUACACAGACUUUCCGAUGCUCAUUGUGACCCUCAGCUCUCCUUUCAAACAUUCCAGCCUCUCUCCUUCCCUGCCCAGCUCUCUCACAGGGCCUGGCUUUCAGAUUUUCUUUCUCUUUCUCUGUGAAUACUCUUAGCCAGUUCCAUAUUUAGACACCCGGUUUUCUUGUUCGAAUAGACACUAGAUGAUUCUUCGCUAUUCUCUACUGGUAUUAGAAUGGUCCCUGUCCUUAGAGCUGUCCUGGUCUACCACACUCACAUCAGGCUCCCUGGGGCUCUUUAACCUGUAUACAGCAAGCUACUCUGGGGUCUGUCAAGCGCUCUAAGACCCCUUGAUGCCUUUUGAGGGCACACAAGAAGGGUCAUGGAAGAUUCAGGACCAGAGAUGAGUCUAUGUCUAUUCUAGAAAUGUCCACUAGCUGGGUUGUGGUAGGAUAUUGUUUGCCAUGGUGAUGAUGAUUCUGGUAGCACAGUCUGACUUUGUGUUACUUCUGCCAAUGGCUUGCCAGGUGAUAUGAGCUAAGUCAUUGAACUGAGGUCCUGUUAGUAAAAAUAACAGGCUGGAAUUUAGUGAUUUUGUAAAGUACUAGGAACAUGUAAAGUGUUAUAUUACCACCAAUUAUAAAUCUCUCAUGUAUCUGAAGGCUUUCCUUCAGUUUGUCUUGGGUUAAAAUCAAAUGAGGUGAAAUAUAACUUCAUGUCUAUAGUUUGUAUGUUCUAGCUAGAUAAAAUGAAUGCUUCCAGAAGAACCUUUAAAAAGCUUUAUAUUGACAUCCAUAACACCAAGAAGUGGCCUUUUAGCUAAAAUCCAUCCAAGACUGUCAUAGGAAAGUAGAAGAAACAGCCACUUUUUUAGAAAAGUAAAAUGUUCAUAAGAACAGGGAUUGCCCACUAUGAUGUCCUGUGUCUUUGUGUAAGUUCUGUGUUGACUUUUUAACAAUAGUCAAUUGUUAGGUAUGUAUAAUGAGUUUUUCUAUUGUUCCUUUGAUUUUUUUUCAGAGAUCAUCCUCUUCUUUUCUAGUUUUUGUAUAUUUAUUGAUUGACUAAUAAUAAUGAGGAAAACAUGAUGUGUAUAUUACCCAGUUGAAAGUGUGUAUUGGAAAAUAUUAAAAGGUCAUAAGAAAUGGAA